Lithohypha guttulata is the source of this 1071-nucleotide messenger RNA. RefSeq lists its product as uncharacterized. Gene Ontology annotation, cellular component: nucleus. The transcript is spliced from 2 exons. Bases 1 to 1071 code for a protein of 356 amino acids. Gene Ontology annotation, biological process: chromatin organization. Lineage: Eukaryota; Fungi; Ascomycota; Eurotiomycetes; Chaetothyriales; Trichomeriaceae. The record is from RefSeq and is a predicted model, not a curated record.
AUGUCAGCUUCAAACGACUCCGGUCAACGCUCCUUCGCGACACAAAAACCUUCAGCAGAAGAAUUACUCAAGGACCAGACGGUUGGGCUCGUGCAACUUGAUGAUUACCGAAAGCGCAGACGUGAGGUCGAAGACCAACAGGGCGAUCAAAGCGGGACGGUGACGCCGAGGACGGAUGGCAGCGAUAAUGACACCAAUCUAAUGUUCAAGAGGAAAAAGAAGAAAGUGGUGGGCCGAAAGCUCCUUUCGUUCGACACUGUUGAGAACCAAGAUGAUGUGUUAGCUGGUCACUCAAAGGUUGGAACACAAAAGAGCCAGACUUCCAUCAAUAAAGACAUCGAUAACGAGCCUCAAAUAGCGGUCAAACGCAGCUUCAAACCAAAUCCACACUUGGGCUCAGCACCACCGAAAGCGAUGACCAAGGCCACUCUAGUAUCGGCAGCGACGGAGCGCGAAAGAUGGCGAGCAGAGUUUCUGAAGGUGCAAGAGCACGUCAUGAACAGCGAAAUUGCUAUACCUUUCGUCUUCUACGACGGCUCCAUUAUGCCAGGUGGUACGGUGAAGGUAAAGAAAGGAGAGCACAUAUGGCUUCUUCUUGACAGAUGUCGUAAGCUAGGUGCAGAAUUAGGUAUCGGCAGCGAGGGUAGCAUUCAGGGAGGAGGAAACAAGAAAGCCGAGGGGAAAAAGUCUUGGGCAAGGAUUGGUGUAGAUGAUUUGAUGUUAUUACGGGGUGAUACGAUCAUUCCUCAUCAUCUCGACAUUUACUACUUCAUUGCAAACCAUGUUGCGGACUUGAGCCGACCGGACCGGCUGCUGUUCGACUACGCGGGAACUGCGAAGCUCCGGUCUGAGAACGACGAGCAAUCGUUGAUCAGGACACCAAGAAUGGAGAAGCUCGAAGGUCACGACGAUGAUCCCGCAUAUACCAAGGUCGUUGACAGACGCUGGUAUGAGAAGAACAAGCACAUUUAUCCUGCUACUCUUUGGCGUGAGUACAAGGUGGGCAAGGAAGCUGAUGAUCUACCAAAGGGUCGACGCGACGCUCAAGGCAACGUGUUUUUCUUCUCAUGA